CGCCGGCGGCACUCUAUGCUCCCGCAGGGCAGAGCGGUCCCGCGGGUUUCGUGGCCUCCUAGUCCCGCCACUGACUUCGGCGGCGGCGGCGACCGGGACCCGGAAAGCGGAAGGAGUCGGCGCGGCGGGGCUGGGAGCGCGGGGCGGAGCGCGGGGCGACCCGGAACCCUCGAUGCCGAGCUCCCAUCUGAGCUUCGCCCAUAGCCAGCUGCCAGUGGUCUGGGAGGAUGGCAGUGAGCCACUCGGUGAAGGAGCGGACCAUCUCCGAGAACAGCCUGAUCAUCCUUCUGCAGGGACUGCAAGGCCAGGUCACCACCGUGGACCUGCGGGACGAGAGCGUGGCCCGUGGACGCAUAGACAAUGUCGAUGCCUUCAUGAACAUCCGCCUGGCCAGAGUCACCUACACGGACCGCUGGGGGCAUCAGGUCGAGCUGGAUGACCUCUUUGUGACAGGCCGGAACGUCCGUUACGUCCAUAUCCCAGAUGACGUGAACAUCACCGCCACCAUCGAGAAGCAGCUGCAGCUCAUCCACCGGGUGCGCAACUUUGGUGGCAAAGGUCAAGGCCAAGGCCGGCGGGAGUUCCCCACCAAGAAAUACAAGUGAGCUGGUUCCCUCGGCAGGCCCCAGGCCACUCACGUCUCACCACCGCUCUCUGGAGCCACUCGCCUGCUCUCUCUUUCUGCCCAGAACCGGGAAAGGGAGUAGGGCCAGCCCAGAAGCUGGUGUCCAACCAACACCACCUGCCACAGCUGCCUUCCAGACUCCAGUCUGCUCCCAGACUCCCACGGGGACCCAGAAUCCUGUUUGUUUAUCUGUGGCCUUGCCAUAGGUGACAAUCCCUCCUUUCGAUCCUUUGCAUCUGGAGCUCUGCCUUGCUGAUUUAGGGAAUCUACUGAAUAGCUUUCAACCCUCUCCCGCUCAGGAUUAUUAAAUAUGGUUGGCC
Sorex fumeus (smoky shrew) is the source of this 945-nucleotide messenger RNA. RefSeq names its product LSM10, U7 small nuclear RNA associated (gene LSM10). Gene Ontology annotation, biological process: mRNA 3'-end processing by stem-loop binding and cleavage. Gene Ontology annotation, cellular component: nuclear body; cytoplasmic U snRNP body. The coding region runs from base 228 to 605 and encodes 125 amino acids. Gene Ontology annotation, molecular function: U7 snRNA binding; histone pre-mRNA DCP binding. The record is from RefSeq and is a predicted model, not a curated record. The transcript has 2 exons. NCBI's taxonomy places the organism in Eukaryota, Metazoa, Chordata, Mammalia, Eulipotyphla, Soricidae.